Mya arenaria is the source of this 1495-nucleotide messenger RNA. RefSeq names its product 33 kDa inner dynein arm light chain, axonemal. Gene Ontology annotation, molecular function: dynein heavy chain binding. Lineage: Eukaryota; Metazoa; Mollusca; Bivalvia; Myida; Myidae. The record is from RefSeq and is a predicted model, not a curated record. The coding region runs from base 84 to 857 and encodes 257 amino acids. The transcript is spliced from 6 exons. Gene Ontology annotation, cellular component: filopodium; axoneme.
UUCGUUGUUACCAGGGACACCAGUGUAAAUCAUCAUUGGAAAAAGGUUGUUGCAUCAAAUUAUUUUACAAUACACAAGCAAAAAUGAUUCCACCCAACGUUUCGCUGGUCAAAUAUGACAAUCCAGUGCUUGUCAGCAGAAAUAUGGACAAGAAAACUCCAAAGGCACGUGCACUGAAAGCAAGUCCAGCUCCACCAACAGGCUCUGGACCUGUCCCAAAUCCACCUGGGAAACAGAAGCUGGCCCCAGUAGAUGCAAAGGCUGCUCAACAAACAGAUGAAAUCCUCAACUCCAUACUGCCUCCACGUGAGUGGACAGAGAGUGGUCAGUUAUGGGUACAGCAGGUGUCCAGCACUCCCGCCACCAGACUUGAUGUGGUGAACCUCCAAGAAGAACUUGACCGUCGGCUCCAGCAGCGACAAGCACGUGAGACAGGCAUCUGCCCUGUACGCCGGGAACUCUACUCACAGUGCUUUGAUGAGCUGAUCCGCCAAGUAACCAUAAACUGUGCGGAGCGUGGUUUACUGCUGCUGCGUGUGAGAGAUGAGAUCCGCAUGACAAUAGCCGCCUACCAGACCCUCUAUGAGAGUAGUGUGGCCUUUGGCAUGAGGAAAGCUCUACAGGCAGAACAGGGCAAGGCGGAUAUGGAGAAGAGGAUUUCUGAGCUGGAAGACGAGAAACGCGAGCUUGAGAAGAAUGUGAAUGAGCUGAAGGCCAAGUGUGAUCAGAUCGAGAAGCGCGCCCAGGAACAGAGACAGGUUGAGGAGAAAAAACACACCGAGGAGAUCCAGUUCCUCAAGAGAACCAACCAACAGCUUAAGACCCAGUUGGAAGGAAUUAUUGCCCCCAAGAAAUAGACAGACAGUGAACUGACAAUAGUUGCAGAAACAUGUAUUUAUUUGUUUUCCUCUGUGAUAAUGCUCUACUUACAAACAUUCCAGUUUAUAAAUAUGUGAUCACAGAUUGCCGUCCAACAUACUGAGUUUAUUAUAAAAAUGUUUAUAUGAUGUAAUAAAUUUGUAUGAAUUGUUCAGUAUUAGAGCAAUAACUGUUUAUUUUUGGCCAAUUAUUGGCAAAAUAACUUGUCAAAAUGGAAUGUCAAGUAUUAAGAAAACUGCUGAUUUAAACUGAUGAAGGUUAUAUUUAAUAUUGAAAAUAAAAAGUAAUAUUGUAUGCAAAAAUUAAGGUACAUUUCAUUAGACCUUUAUGUAUUGAAUUGUUAUGUAUUAAAAUUUAAAAAUAUGCAAAAAACCUCAAUUGUAUCAAAUAAGAAUCUGUGAUUUUGUUUAUCUGUUAACAAUUUCAAAACUGCUGAGGAUUUGUUGUUUAGACCUGUUUUGCCAAACUCAUGUGAAAUAUAAUAUGAAUUAAAGCAAUAAUGUUUUCGGUUUCAGUGAAAAAGAAUCUGUUCAUUAUUAAUAUUCUUUGUGAGAUAUUGUGAUCAUUUCUGUAUUAUAACAUUUUCACAUUAUUAAAGAUUCCAUAUUUGAAACUU